UACGUAUCGAACCGAGAUUUUUGCGUAACAUUACACCCCUACGUACUAGUAUAGUUAAUGACGUGUUGGGUGUAACAGUGACUGCAAUAUGUACUUUGUCCGCAUGAGAGCAGCAGCGUCCCUCGUAUUGCCCAUCUCUCAGGUGAUUUACCUGGUUGUAUUGGAGGCAAAAGAAAUAGACCUGAGCACUUUUUUUUCACACCUGGAGUAGCAUGUUCACGAGUGUGUCAGAGUGACAAAAUUGCUUCUUGAGGAUGGUGGAUAAUGCGGCUUGCGCCCACUUGAUAGUGGCGUGCGCAAUGGUGCGCCACAGAGGGGAUGAGAGAGCGAGAGAGAGAGAGAAGUAGGGAGGGGAUCGAAGGGCAUCUGGGUAUUAUGAAGAAGGCUGGAAACUGUUGGAUGUCGGCGCUUUAGAGGAGCCAAACAUUGGCAGCUGGACUGUGGGAACGCGUCACGAAUAAUUCGGUACCUGUGGAUUUACUGGCACCAAGACUGCACCAUAUCUGCCCUUAUUGAAAGGUUGGCAGCACCAAGGGACCUUCUACACAGCUCUUGUGUGCAUGUCCUCUUAUGAGUCACCGAAUAUUCCUCAAGGAUAUUGAGAUGCUGCCUAAUUAAGGCAGAAAAACUUUUGGGAUGUCCAGAGAAGUUGAUCUCGUGAAGUUUUCAUUUUAGAAUACGGAUCAUUUACUCUCGCUGCUUCCUUUUUUUUUUUUUUUUUUUUUUUUAAAGAUUUGUUGUCACUUGAGAUUUUUAUGGGAUUAGGUCAUCAAGACACCCUGCUUUCUAGGGAAUGCAUUCAAGUCCAAAUAAAAUCAUAGCAGGACACACUGAAGGAACGACAGAGACAGAGGAAAGUGGGAAAACUAAUACGUGAAGAAGAGCAGAUGGCAUUGAUGCUUUUCGACCAACAGCCGGAUGAAUAAUACAUUUAUUUAGGGGGAGUUGAGACAUCUGGAAGAGGGCUCAGACUGUGAUGGUGUCCUCUCUCCCCUCGGUCUCGGAGACAUGCCUGUGCAGGAGAUGGCGGUGAGUCCUGUGAAGUCUCUCUACUGGGAGCAGUUCCCCCCCAUGUCACAGUGCCGAGUCUACUGCACCCCGAUCUACCACGAAGGCCUGCUUUACGUGCUGGGGGGCUGCAGUGAGACCGGUAUGCCCCUGGACAGCGUGGAGGUCCUGGAUGUGGAGAGCCAGACAUGGAGCCAGCUGCCACCUCUGCCAACGGCGAGGGCGGGGGCUGCCGCUGUGGCACUUGGGGGGCAGGUCAUGGUCCUGGGAGGCAUGAAUCAGCAGCAGACCCCGUUGGCUUCAGUCGAAGUUUAUCACCCAGAUGAAGGCAAGUGGGAGCCAAAAGCCAGUCUGGGGCAGGCGUCCAUGGGCAUCACCACUGUGCAGAAAGAUGGCAAGGUAUACGCAUUGGGAGGCAUGGGGGCGGACAUCAAACCACAGGCCCUGGUGAGGGUAUAUGAGCCAGAAAAAGACCAAUGGCAGCCGUUGACGUCCAUGCCUACGCCGCGGUACGGAGCCACACCCUUCGUAAAAGGAAACAAAAUCUACAUUAUGGGUGGUCGUCAAGGAAAGAUGCCGGUGACGGCGCUGGAGGCAUUCGACCUGGAGAUGAAGAGUUGGACUCGCUACCCAUGCAUUCCCAGCCGGAGGGCUUUUUCCUGCUGUGCAACAAAUGAACGAAGCCUUUUCAGCCUGGGGGGCCUCCAACAACCGGGUCCGCACAAUUUCUACUCCAGACCUCACUUUGUCAGCACAAUGGAGGAGUACGAUCUGGAUCAAGGUAUCUGGCUAAAACCCAGUCGAACAUCAAGGAUGCGAGAAAAGAGGGCAGACUUUGUUGCUGGUUGUCUGGGGGGAAGGGUCAUUGCAGCUGGUGGUCUCGGUAAUGAACCAUCACCGUUGGGCUCCGUUGAGAGCUACAACCCAAUAAAGCGACGUUGGGAGUACGUAGCGCCCCUUCCGACCGCACGCUGCUCGUCUUCAGCGCUGCAGAUCACCAGCAUGAUGUUCGUCAUCGGAGGGGUUGCGCAGGGACCAAGCAAUGCCGUGGAAGCGCUCUGCUUACAAGAAACAGUGUGACACGUUUGCAGAAAGCAACCUACCCACCAGAGUGAAUCCACACUGGUUUUGAUAUAUUAUUCAUUCUUGUGUGGAAAAGGCCGAAUCACAUGGUUUGGAUAUGGAAGUAAUCAGCCACACGUACUUUUCUACCUUGACUGAUGGAAUACUCUUGAUAGUACACAGAUUCAGCAAGCAUUUUUUCAAGGAAAAGGCAUUCAAGGACAUUUGCUGACAAAGCUGGACGAAUAAAUACAAGGACAGCCAAGAUUGCUGUGAAUGAUAAGGAAAGAAAACUGACAGCUUGUCUUUGUUGUAGAUAUCAGGGGAGGAUGAAAAAGGGCAAAAAAAUGACGCAUACACUCACAUCAUAUCUGAAGACUUCUCAUGCCUUUGGUCUAUUAAGCAUUUUUUUUUUUCAGAUUAAAAGCAGGGUACUUUUCUGGAUAUUAAAGGAACAUGGGCCAUAUUAGUGUCGCGCUCCCCUGCUGCUGUGUCAGCAAUUUGUCAUUUUUCUAGGAUUCUUUUUUUUUUUCUUUUCUUUUCUUAUAUCGACGUGCUCGUGCGAAACAUUUUGUUCUUGAGCUUUUUGAGUCAGUGUUCUUGGGAACUUUUAUCAUGAUCAGUGACUAACAGACAGUGGCAGUGACACAGUGCCCGGGCGGGUAAAAGUAUCAUGACACCUUUUUUUUGAGCCUUUAUGCGGUUGAGGAACAAUAUUCAGCAACUUACACCUUUGUACACAUUGCUCACGAACCAAAUCUUUAAAAAAUCCCUUGUAUGUCUAUAUUUAAAAUACCGUAUGUAGAUUAUAAAAAUAUAAUACACAACUGGAGUUAAGAUACUGUAAACUCUUUCCCUCACGACGACUUUUAUAGGUAGUUAUUUUAAUCAUGAUGUAACUCAAAUAUGAAUUUAUUUGUAUGGUGUCUUUUGAUUUUAAGUGGGUGCAAAAUUAACCAUAACUUAAAACCAACGCUCUUUCUUUGAUAAGUGCUGAGUAUCUAACUAAACAUUGGCAGCCUAAAGUCAAUCUGAGUAAUAAUUCCAGAAACCACUCCCAGUCUUACAUACGUACCUGAUAUUAAUAUGUUCGAAAUACAAAUGCACAAAAUGGCCAAUGUCAAAUGGCCAUUGUCAAACUAGAAAUACAUAUUUAUGUAAUUUUAGUUUCUAAACUGCUACAAAAGUUAGGACUAAUGAAAUCAGCAUACUCACAAAUUGUCUUUGUGGAAAAUCUCGGCCUGUUUAAUCGAUCAAAAAGCGAUUCCAGAGGCCACAACCUAUUCUGUUAUAUAAACGACAACUGAUGAAUGCAGGGAUGUAUUGCACAUUCUGCCAUCAAAUGGGAGAGAAUUUACACACCCCAAUUCCAGUUAGGUUGGGAUGUUGUGUAAACUAUCAUUUUACUGAAAACGUUUUCCUUUUCAACCUCCUGUAUAUUCAUUUGAAUACUAUACAAAGUCAAGACACUGUUCAUUGGGUUUAUAUUUGUUUCAAAUAUUCACACAUUUUGAAUUGGGAAAGAGGUAUUAGAACGAUCAGCCUUCCAUUAGACAACACUAAAUGAUUGAUAAAUGCGUACACUAAUUAUUGAAGCUUUGAUAUUAUGGACCAAAGGGGAUAAAAUAUCUGAAUUCCUUUCAAUUGUUCGGUGACAAGCAUUUUUAAAUCAUUUGACUUUUUUUUGCCCGUGCAGUUGUUCAUAAAGUUUUGAACCUCUUUCAUACUUGUCACCUGUUUCCAACAAACCUUUUCAUCUUUUUCAAACCGGAGUUUAUUUUUUUAUUUGCUCUUUUGGCGGCACAAUGGUUGAGUUGCUACCACUUCCGGAUUCUUUUCUGACUUCUGAGAUCAUGGCUUAAUUCCCUGGAGAACAGGCAAACACCACACAGAAAGGCCUGAGCCAGGUAUUUUUGUUUCCUUCCACAUCCCAAAAAAUAUGCACGGUAGGCUGAUACAACACUUCAAAUUGUUCAUAGGUAUGAGUGUGUGCGUGAAUGGUUGUUUGUCUCGUUGUGCCCUGCUAUUGGCUGGCUAACAAUUCGGAGUGUAGCCCAGCUACUGCCCAUGGUUAGGCUCCAGCACCCCCGUGACCAUCUUGGGGAUAAACUGCACAGAAUACUACUGAAUGAAUAUUGAUCUAUUUUUUAGUAUUUCACAACUUUCCCAGUCUAUUCUUUCCCAUUCUUGUUUUUGUUGAAGCAUGAAAUGUUAAAAUGAGAACACAUUCACACACACACAAAAAUAAUAAUAAUGUUCAUCUAUUUGAACAUUAAAUACCUUUAUAGUUUAUUCUCUUGAAUAUAGAUUUAAAAAGAUUUGUAAUCCGUUGAAUUACAUUUUACACAACUUCCAAAUUCUAGCUGUGUAUUUUUAAUUGAAAAAUAAUCUUCAGACAAAUGACUGUAAGUAAAAUUGGUCAAUUUUCUCAUGAUAUCUUGCCUGACAAUGCAAUUAUGCAAAAUAAAUAAAUAAAUAAAUAAAUAAAUAAAUAAAUAAACGACAAUGUGCACACAGUAUCAAUGUGAGCCCACAAACAAAUACAAACCAGACUACAUACGUAAAGCCUGAAAUGUUUUUUUUAAAACACUGUGGAAAAAAUAUUAAUGUGUUUAAAUUAUUAAUUUUGCCAUCAAAUUGAAUCCUAUAUGCACUGAAGUUGAGUCAGUCCAAGGCCACAGCAUCCUCACCUGCCAUUGGCCACUGUCAUUGUGUGUUUUUUUUUUCUUUUCAAUUCUCCAGCCAUCAGCAGCAAAGUGAUUUAUCAUCACCGGCAUUAUCCAUCACGCUCUAACACGUGUUGGUGUGUUUUUGUUUGUAGACACUAAUCAUUGCUGCUAUAUUCAGCAAGCUUCUCAGCCAGCUUUACUCACUGUUGUGUUUCCUCCAUCCACUGAUGCCACCACCUCAGUUUAAAGAAUGAUAGCGACACAGUGUAUAUAUUACCUCAGUUUGACAUCAAGCGCAUUUUGGAUUCUAUAGAUAAAUCACUUGAAGGUUCUAAAAGCUAGGCAACCUUUUGAAGCGUGAAAUUGGAAUUUGAAGAUAGGAAAAAACACUUGUUGACACAUCAUUGUUGAUGUUUCUUGCUGGCCAUACUGUUCUUAGUUUGUACACAAAAGCAUGAGUCCAGCUUUGUUUUUUGACAAUGCAAUUGGGCCGGCAGAAAUGAUCAUUUUUGGGACUUUUUCAGGAAAUAGAAAAGAAAAAAGAAAAAAUUAUAAGUGGUGCAAUGAAGCCAUCAAUUAUCCAAUUAUUUAGUUUACUUUUCUAUAUGAUAUUGUCAACAAAAACAAACAACAUGGCCCCUAAUAAAAAGUGGACAAGUGCAACAUCAACAACAACUUAAAGUCUUUGUGGUAAACUACAGUAGUUUCAGUUGAGGCAAAGCUGUCGAUUUAUCUGCCUGUAAAUUCUUGGAUUGUCUUCCAUGACAUUCACUUUUGACAUCUCCGCAAACUGGCAUUUAGGCUUCAGGCGACAGAGAAGGAAUCUCCAGAGCCAAUGACGGGUGAUCACGGCCAUGUGUUUUCGAUCAGUGACAUGUUAAGAACAUCUUACUACGUCCCAUGCGUAGCUUGUAGGCUGAUGAGUGCAAAUUUCCCUCCAGUAUGAGUAUUUAUCUUGCCAUAAUUUUUUACCUUAUCUUGUUGGCUCACACAUUCCCAAAGCAUCAGUGAUCCACAUCACCGAAAGUAAAAAUGGUGUACUUUUCGUCAUUGCCUGUCUUGUGAAGUGGAUGGUUGAGGCUUUAAAGAUAAAUUUGAAUGAAUUACAGUGGGGAGAGCAAGUAUUUGAUACACUGCUUUGCUGGUUUUCCCACUUGUAAAGCAUGUAGAGGUCUGUAAUUUGUAUCAUAGGUUUUCUUCAACUGUGAGGGACGGAAUCUAAUACAAAAAAAACAGAACAUCACGUUGUAUGAUUUUUAAAUAAUAAAUUUGCAUUUAAUUGCAUGAAAUAAGUAUUUGAUACAUCACAAAAAUCGAACUUAAUAUUUGGUACAGAAACCUUUGUUUGCUAUUACAGAUACCAAACGUUUCCUGUAGUCCUUGAUAAGGUUUGCACACACUGCUGCAGGGAUUUUGGCCCACUUCUCCAUGCAGAUCUUCUCCAGAGCCUUCAGGUUUCGGGGCUGCUGCCGGGCAACACGGACUUUCAGCUCCCUCCAUAGAUUUUCUAUCGGAUUCAGAUCUGGUGACUGGCUAGGCCACUCCAGGACCUUAAGAUGCUUCUUACGGAGCCACUCUUUAGUUGCCUUGGCUGUGUGCUUUGGGUUGUUUUCAUGCUGGAAGACCCAGCCACGACCCAUCUUCAGGGCUCUCACUGAAGAAAGAAGGUUGUCAGCCAAGAUCUGGCGAUAUAUAGCCCCAUCCAUCCUCCCCUCAAUACGGUGCAGUCAUCCAGUACCCUUGGCAGAGAAGCAGCCCCAAAAAAUGAUGUUUCCUCCUCCAUGUUUCACGGUGGGAUGGUGUUCUUGGGGUUGUACUCAUCCUUCUUUUUCCUCCAAACACGACGAGCCGAGCUUACACCAAAAAGUUCAAUUUUGGUCUCAUCCGACCACAUAACCUUCCCCCAUUGCUCCUCUGGAUCAUCCAGAUGGUCAGUGGCAAACUUCAGACGUGUCUGGACAUGCACUGGCUUGAGCAGCAGGACCUUGCGUGCGCGGUAGGCUUUUAAUUCAUGACGGCGUAAUGUGUUUCCGAUGGUUUUCUUCGAGACUGUGGUUCCAGCUCUCUUCAGGUCAUUGACCAGGUCCUGCUGUGUAGUUCUGGGCUGAUCCCUCACCUUGCUCAUGAUCAGUGAUGCCCCACGAGGUGAGAUCUUGCAUGGAGCCCCAGAACGAGAAAGAUUGACCGUCAACUUGAACUUCUUCCAUUUUCUAAUAAUCGCUCCAACAGUUGUUACCUUCUCACCAAGCUGCUUGCUUAUUUUCCUGUAGCCCAUCCCAGCCUUGUGCAGGUCUAUUAUUUUAUCCCUGAUGUCCUUACACAGCUCUUUGGUCUUGGCCAUUGUGGAGAGGUUGGAGUUUGUUUGUUUGAGCAUGUGAACAGGUGUCUUUUAUACAGGUAACAAGUUCAAACAGGUGCAGUUACUUCCGGUAAUGAGUGGAGAACAGGAGGAGAGCCGAAAUAUUUACUAGUUUGAUAAUGUAUUAAAUACUUAUUUCAUGCAGUUAAAUACAAAUGUAUUAUUUAAAAAUUAUACAAUGUGAUUUUCUGGAUUUUUGUAUUAGAUUCCGUCCCUCACAGUUGAAGAGAACUUAUGAUACAAAUUACAGACCUCUACAUGGCUUGAAAGUGGGAAAACCAGCAAAAUCGGCAGCGUAUCAAAUACUUGUUCUCCCCACUGUAACUCUCUUAAUUUGGAAGUUUGCCUCUGUGCUGUUAAGCAUGCUGUCAGCAGGCUGCUUUGUGACAUCCCUGUACUAUCAGAUUCCCUUCUGGUGACUCGACAAUGGAGUUCUGCAUCUCAAAUUAAGUAUUUGCCAUUUAUUUGCAUCCUCCACAAUUUUCCUACCAGUUAUGCCUGACAGUGGCUAGUGGGGGGGGGGACAACAAAGCUAAUAAAAUCUACAGAAAGUAGUACCAAAAAACAAGAUUAAAUAUUUAGAACAAGAAACAAAUUUGCCUUAUAUGUUUGGACCAACAAUAACCUUAAUGAUAGAUCAAUUAGUGAUUAUUUGAUGCCCCAAAGCAACCUGUCAAUUCCAGAGGUGGCUUACCCUGUAUUCCGUUACAUUUACUUGAGUAACGUUUUGAGAAAAAUGUACUCCUAAGAGUAGUUUUACUAAGCCAUACUGUCUACUUUUACUUGAGUAGAUUUGUGGAGAAAAAAAAAAAAAAAAAAAACGCUACUCUUACUGCGCUACUUUGGGCUACACAAAAGUCAUUAAAGUCAAUUUUUCCUCUUCAUUCUACAUAUCACAUUUUUUGUCAGCAAUGUCAAGAGUAGCUCUACCAAUUUCACCAAUGUAGCUCUACCAAUUUCACCAAUGAGACGUCGCAACAAUAAUCACAUGACUCCAUUAUACCAAUCAGACAAGCUUGCCGUUCUAUGAUCAUGCCAACCUGUUCAAUCACGUGGCGUCUUGAAAGCACUGUUAAAAAAAAUAAAGUAUGUGACUCGGAAGCGCGGGGUUUAACCUCUCUCCCAGUUUUUAUUUGGCACCGAUUGACCACGGAAAACCGGAGAUAUGAUCCUUUUAAUUUCAUAAUAGUAACUAUGAAGGAACUAAUCACUAUUCAGACUAAGGACUAUUUUCUCCACCAGGGGGUUCUCAUACUCUUUGGACGAAUAAUGCUUCAUUUCUGUCAUUUUUUUUUUCUCUCGCUGGAAUUCAAUGAUCUUUUUUUUUUUUUUUUUUUUGUAUUUCAUAGGCUUAAUGUGGUUCUGUAAUGGAUUAUUGUACAGUAUCAUUAUCACAACAGUUCAUAUAGAUAACUUUGUGCUGAGACACAAUCUUACUCAUUAUUUGAGUUUUUUUUUUGUUUUGUUUUUUGUGACCAAAUACUUUUUUACUUGUACUUGAGUACACUUUUUGGAAGACUACUUUUACUUUUACUAAUAUUAUUUUGAGGUAACGCUACUCUUACUUGAGUAAAAUCUUUGGCUACUCUACCCACCUCUGGUCAAUUUCAAAAUAAAGAAUUCUUUCUGAUCUCACAAUACUAAAUUCAAUUAUGGGGAGAAAAAGAAACAUGCUUUCGAUGAAUGUAAGAUAGCCGUGGCCAUUGUUGUCACAGAUUACUUGAAAAAGUAAUUUAAUUACUGAUUACCAAUUACGCCUCAAAAAGUAAUCUAGUUACUUUACUGAUUACUUCAUUAUCAAAGUAACUAAGUUACUUUAAAAGUAACCUAUCAGUUACUUUUUACCCAUUUUCCUCCCUUUGCCGCCUCAACAUAAGAAUGACAACAGAAAAAUGUCAUCACAUAACUGACUUUCCGAUGAUUGAAUUUUAAAGCGGAAUAUUAGAAUUUCGUGCUAGCUUAGCCACUUUGGAGCCCUGAAACUCACAAAUAUCUGACAAACUGCUUGGAAUUUGUUGAAAGCAACUCCACCGACCAAUUAAACCCCGCUAACUUCUAAGAUUAAACCUAAUGUCAAAACUUCUGAAUUUCGGGUUAUGGUUAACAGCGCCAAUGUAAAACAAUGCAAACUGACUGCACAGAAUUGCAAAGGUGGUGGCGGGCGUGGAUGCGCAUGCAAAACCCGGAUGUACUCCUCUCAACACACACGCGGUCAAUUUGGCCACAAAACGUGGCGGCAACUAAGCACUUUACACUCAAUCAGACUUACAACACAUCCCACAGAUGCUAAACGAAAACAUCGCCUCACGGCAUAAAUGUGCAACACGCAUAUGAUGUAAACAAAGCUUGCCAACUUGGAGCGAUGACUGCCCGUCGUUGCUACUGAAAAGCUACGAAACGGUCGCGCAUGUAGGGGGUCCAACCUUUUGCUGAUACCCUCCAGAAUGAAGGAAAAAUACCUUCAUUCGUGGAUAUCCACACAUCAACAUUCCCUCGCAACGUCUCAACACUUUGCUCAAAUGUCCACCCGCCUGGCCCACGCCUUUCAGUCCCACAACACAUGUGACGCAAGACCAAAACAGGAAAUAGCUAAGAGUUUGUCAUGGAAACAUGUACCGGGAACCUUUUAUUUUAGCAUUUUCUAUUCAAAAUGCUCUUCGUACAUGACUACAAUAUUCUUCAUCCUACAUACAUUAUGAGGCAAUGAAAAAAUAACGCAGAGACACUAAGGAAACUAACUUUAAUCAGAUUACUGGUGUAGAAAAAUGAACGUGUUAGAUUACUCGUUACUGAAAGAAAGUAAUCAGAUUAAUAGUAACGCGUUACUAACUAAUGUGUUACUGACAACACUGGCCGUGGCACAGGAUGAAAAACACAUACAUGCCCGCGCACACAUUUUCCGGGGAUGUAGUGCAUAGAUUUCUUGUCAGCUUCCAGCAGAUCGCUUUGCUUUCAAGGCUGGUGCCAAUAGACAGUUUGUUAUUUUGGGUAUUCAAAAUGUGAUUGUGAUAGAUCACACAGCACAAUGAGCAAACACAAAUACUGGAUGUUCAUGAUGGUGCAAAUGCAUUUUCCACUCAGUUGUGAAGACAGUUCUAUUUAGGAAAAAAAGGGGAAAAAAAAAAAAAGGCAAGAAUAUAGGCUUGCGAGCUGUACAGUGGUAUUGUUGUUUUUGCCCAACUUUGAUAUUAAUAGAACUGUCGUGUCUAGCUGCCAAAGUCAAAUUGAAGAAUGAUUUUACUGAUGCAGACUUGUUCAAUACAUUUGAUUUAUACCUGCAGUAGAAUAUAAGACAACAAACAUUUUUUGCAAUUGCAGUGGACGUGGGUGGUUCUGAGACAUAUCCAUUGUGGCAUUUUACAAACACACUGGUGCUCGUUCGUGCACAUUAGUGCAAAACCUCCGUGUUUAUUAUUAGGCAAGCCAUCUGGUAGUUGUACUGUGUCAUCUUGUAAUUUCAUCUUGUUUUUCUUUGAACCCCCCCGCCCAACUCCUCUAAAAACUGUAAGGUUUUACAAGGUUGCCCUAUUUCCUCUCAUUAAGCCACAUUGGCUCAUUGAUCUGUUGUGCUAUAUGUGCCAGGUUAGUUUCUCAUCAGAUUAGAAUUUCACUCGUAGCAUCUCUCAUUGCCUAAUGAGAAAGAAGAGCAGGAUGAUUCAAAGCAGGUACAGUAGAUGCCAUGCUGUACCGUUUGAAAAAUUAAUUAUUCAUAAACCUGCAUGAUUGCGAAUAUACAUUAUUUCUUGUCAAAAGCUAAAAUAUUUUUGCCAACCUGCGUCCUAUGGUGGUAUGUACUUGAGCUACAUUUUUGGUUAGUUCUUCUAGUUGUAUUAAUAAGGAGGGGGAAAAUCAACAAAAGGCUGAGCUUAGUGGUGGCAAGAAAGCAUCCACAGUAUAUUACAUUUUGGCGCAGAAUUAUUCUAUUGAUCACUUUGUCAACUCCCAUUUUAUUCUGCUGAUCCAACAUUAAUUUACAGUAAACGCCCACCCCACACCCUAAAAAACAUGUUUUCAUGAUAUAUACUGUAGUUAGUUCUGUACUAUCUAGUUAUUCGUAUUAAAUAGUUUUCAAAUCACAGUCUUUUCUCCCUUUUCUUUUGUAUUACUGCAACCUACUGGCUUAAAUAAUAAUACUAAUAAUACAUUUAAUUUGAAAGCGCCUUUCUGGCACUCAAGGUCGCCGUACAAUCAUUUAAAAAAAACAAUUAGACAAAGUGGUACUAAUGAUUUAUGUACCUAUUUAGGCAUCACAACAUACAUUAGCAAUAUGGGAUCUUUGUUUUGUAGUUGUAUUUAUUUAAUAUUAGUAAUAUUAUUAUGACUGACAUAACUUUUGUGUACUUAUUUAUUAACAUUUUAGAGCAAAACAAUUCUGUAAAAUUAAAACCACAGUGUUAUCAAUUCUGCCAAACUUGAAUGGUUUAAAAAAAAAAAAAAAAAAGCUUGCCGUUUAUACAAAAGGAGGUUUCAAAAUGGUGGAAAAUUAAGAGGUUUAUUUCAAGAUGCGAAAUAUCGAUCAGCCAAAUUUUUGUUUCUCAUUUUGAGUGCAAAUUUGGGAGGCAAGGACUGUAUAGUAGCAAGUACCUCAACACAUUUCACAACAUCAGUUGUUAGCAGAUUGUCAACACUUCUUCAAAAAGAAGUUUUAAGCUGUCUAUUACUGAUUAGCUGAAGGUUGCUUUCAAACGAAACUUAAUACUAACAUACAAUAGGAAAUACCAUAGAUAAACGGGGCUUGAUGCUAUUUGUAUCUGCUGUUACCCUUUAAACAAUAUCUGAACAAAAAUGAUUGAGCAACACAUGUGCAACACGUACAGCAAUGCUCAUAGACAUGUUUUGUUUAUCCUCUGCAAAGAACAACUGCAGAAACAGAGAGGACCUCUCAGUAGAGCCUAUCCAUACUGUAUAUGUUUUAUACUACCCCUGAGGUGGCAAGCACACCAGGAUGACCAGCACAAUGAAGCAGAAAGUGUAAAAAGCUCUUUAACAAAAAUCAUAUUUGGUGGCUUACUGUGGACCUAGAUCAUCAAAUAAGCUCACAGUUUCACAUGCACGAAUUGAUGUAACUGAUGUAAUCAGCACUAGGCACCUCAAUUUCUAAAAUCCAUUAAUUUUACACUGACGAUUUGCGUUUUUUUCUAAUGUGUCCAUAUUGCUGAUUGAACAAUGUUUAAAAACCCUCAAUUUGAUGUCUUCUGUUUGCUGUGCUUAUGUAAAUUGAUAAAUGAAGCUGGAAUUUUAGUUUUAGUCUACUCUACAAUAUGUAAUCCUUUCCAACCGUUUUUUACAGCUGCAGCCAAGACUUUGAAAUUUAGGUUGUCAAACGGGAUGUCAAGCUAACCACUAUAGCACUAUGCUGCCACUAUAUAAUAGGCAAAAUAGUGGUUUGCAAUACCUAUCAAUGAAAAUAGGAGAUACAUUACAGCAAAAGGUUGCUCAGCAUAUGCUUAUCAGUAAACAAUAACAUUACAUUUAAACAUUCGACAUGCCGAGACGCAGUCUUGGGCUUCUUUUCACGUGCCAUGGUUGUCCAUCAUUUAACUCACAAUCAGGACCAGUGUUGUUUUUGGCAGCUCUUUUUCAGCAUCUAAUUGUUAUUGAAGAAAACUCAAACAAAUUUCAUCUAGUUUUAGUCGACGUUUACUCAAAAUGUUUUCGUCUGUAAAAUUUUAGUCCAAAAUAAAUAAAUGUUUCCAACAAUUUCGAAUGAACAUUGUUAGACUAGUUGUUCGAGAGUUUAACAGGCUCGCCGUUAGCAUUAGCCUAGUGCUAAUGCUAAAGCAACAUUGCAUAUUCUGUCUUGCCAAGAUAAGAAAACAAAUCUUACCUUGUGUGUUUCAAAACAAGCAAGCCUGGAGAGGACACUGGUCGGUUG
This is a messenger RNA of Corythoichthys intestinalis (scribbled pipefish), 12973 nucleotides long. Its product is annotated as kelch domain-containing protein 8B-like. NCBI's taxonomy places the organism in Eukaryota, Metazoa, Chordata, Actinopteri, Syngnathiformes, Syngnathidae. Gene Ontology annotation, biological process: mitotic cytokinetic process; mitotic nuclear division; nuclear chromosome segregation. Gene Ontology annotation, molecular function: protein binding. The transcript has 7 exons. The record is from RefSeq and is a predicted model, not a curated record. The coding region runs from base 1009 to 2088 and encodes 359 amino acids. Gene Ontology annotation, cellular component: midbody; cellularization cleavage furrow; intercellular bridge.